Cuscuta campestris is the source of this 2459-nucleotide messenger RNA. NCBI's taxonomy places the organism in Eukaryota, Viridiplantae, Streptophyta, Magnoliopsida, Solanales, Convolvulaceae. The record is from the annotation of a GenBank genome assembly.
GUGUACCAAUACAAUAUAAUUAGCAUGUUUUGACUAGACACGUAUUACGAAAUGUGAAAUAAAAUAACCAAAAUUAUCUUUCAUUAAAUGGAAACACAGAUUUUUUUUUUGGGACAAACUGAAAAGUAAGAUGGAACUUCAUUUGAAUGAGAAUAGAAAGAAGAACUCUAGAUUUUUGGCUGGGUUGAAGAAUAAAAGAGGUAAAAGGCAUCCAAUGCCCGAUUCUUUUGAUAGGCCAUCAGAGCUCAUUGACAUUUUUCGGUCACAAAUGCAGAUCUCAGAAGCCAUGGAUAGUCUUAUUGGACAAUGUUUGGCUGCUCUAGCAGCGGGGAGAGCUCGGGAACAGAUUGAUGUUCCCCAAAUCAUCCUUGGAUUUUUGAAUGGAAUGCUCAAGUCUGAUUUUCCGAACGAGAAGUCAUAUAUCCUAUGGAAGAGCAGACAACAACCCAUUAUAGUCCCAAGAGAAUCAACACGAUCACUGAAGAUGGAGAGUUCGAAGGUUGGAAUCGAGAAGUUUGAUGGAUCUGAUUUCGGUUUCUGGAAGAUGCAGAUUGAAGACUAUCUGUACCAGAAAGAUCUUCACGAACCCUUGACUGGGGUGAAGCCGGAUUCCAUGACAGAGGAGCAGUGGAAGCUCAAGGAUCGUCAGGCAUUAGGGAUGAUCCGGUUGACUUUGACGAAGAACGUGGCGUUCAACAUAGUGAAAGAGAACACUACUGCGGGUCUAAUGAAGGCCCUAUCAAAUAUGUACGAAAAACCAUCUGCGAUGAACAAGGUAUAUUUGAUGCGUAGAUUGUUCAAUUUACAGAUGCCUGAAAGUGGAUCAGUGGCUAAUCAUAUAAAUGAUUUUAAUAUGAUUGUGAGUCAACUGUGUUCUGUGGAAAUCAAUUUUGAGGAUGAAAUUAAGGCGUUGAUUUUGCUGUCAUCUAUGCCCGAGUCUUGGGAUACUGUNAACGUGGCGUUCAACAUAGUGAAAGAGAACACUACUGCGGGUCUAAUGAAGGCCCUAUCAAAUAUGUACGAAAAACCAUCUGCGAUGAACAAGGUAUAUUUGAUGCGUAGAUUGUUCAAUUUACAGAUGCCUGAAAGUGGAUCAGUGGCUAAUCAUAUAAAUGAUUUUAAUAUGAUUGUGAGUCAACUGUGUUCUGUGGAAAUCAAUUUUGAGGAUGAAAUUAAGGCGUUGAUUUUGCUGUCAUCUAUGCUCGAGUCUUGGGAUACUGUUGUUGCUGCAAUUAGUAGUUCUCGUGGGUCUGAGAAGCUGAGGUUCGAUGAAAUCCGUGAUGUUGUUCUUAGCGAAAGUAUUCGCAAGAGAGAAAUGGGUGAUUCAUCGGGUAGUGCUCUCAGCGUUGACCAAAAGGGUAGAAGCAAGUUCAAGGGCCAACAUCAACAUGGCCGAUCAAAAUCAAAGAAUCGAGGCAAGUCUCCGAAUAGAUCCAAUAUAACUUGUUGGAAUUGUGGAGACAAAGGGCACUUUAAGGCGGAUUGUAAGAAGCCAAAGAAGAAGCAGAAUCAGAAAUCUGGAGAUGACGGUGAUUCUGUAAAUUCAGCUGAGGAUAUUGGGGAUGCUCUAAUCCUCAGUGUAGCCCAGUUGAAUCCUGGAUUUUGGAUUCUGGUGCAUCCUUCCAUUCGUCACCAAGCAAGGAGUUGUUCCAAAAUUUCAAAUUUGGAAAUUUUGGAAAGGUUUUGGGAUGACAAGAACAAAAAGAUCCUGAGACAUUGUGACGUGACAUUUGAUGAGUCUAUCCUGUACAAGGACAGAGAGCAGAAGGUUCCAGAGAGUACGAAGCAAGUGGGAGUUGAGGUUGAGUUGGAGAAAAGUACUCCCAUAAAUGUUGAAGCAGAAACUCAACCAACUCCAGACACUAUUGAUGAAGAACCUGAGGUGGAGCAAGUGACACCUGAGCAGGUGUUGAGGAGAUCAUCCAGGAUUAGCAGGGUACCAGAUAGGGUUGUGCAAGACCUCGGUUGGUCUUCUGUAGUUGUUCACUACAGAUGUUGCGGUGCGGUGAAGACAUUGAUGAUGUUGGCAAUUUCUGAGAUGAUUGGAUCAGUCUCCAAGUGGGAGAAUUGUUAGGUUAUGGAGCCUGAUGCUUAAUGAUUAAGUUUGCUUAAUGGUUAAGUUUGCUUAAUGGCUAAGUUUACUUAAUGGCUAAGCUUUCUUAAUGGUUAAGUUUCCUUAAUGGCUAAGUUUGCUUAAUGACUAAGUUUUCUUAAUGGUUAAGUAAGUAGAGGUUGUAAUGCCUAUAUAUAUAUAUUCUCCUUUGUAGCUAAUUUUUUGUAGAGAGGCAAGAGACAAAUUCUCUGUAAGUGUAUCUGCCUGAAAUCAUCAAUAAACACAUCUAGCCGCCGUGGAAGUUUACUCACGGGGUGUUACCACGUUAUUUCACGUGUUUCACUUUCUCUCUACUUUUACUCUCUCGUUUUUUCUUCACCUUCUUCAUCGGAUUUCUAUGAGUGUU